AUCAGAUAUUUGGCCUUCCAACACAGCUGUACAAAAUUGUAAACAAUUCACUUGGCUGGCAGUUUGCCCUCUCCAGUGAUGGAAAGCUCCUUGCAGUACUUCAAGAAAGUUGCAUUGAGAUUAGGUCAUUUGUAGACAACUUUGAAUCAGUUAUUGCAAAAUGUACAGUUGAAGAAGACAACUGUCCACAAUGGAGAAAGCUGGCUUGGAGUCAAGAUUGUUCUAUGUUAGCUUUAUCAUACAGCUCUAGGGACAUAGCAGUUUUUGAUCUUGCUGGAGAACUUCUCUUCACAAUUCCGAAGACCCUUGGGACCAUUCCCUCAGAUCUCAGUGAUAGCAUCACUGGACUUGUUUUUAUUGAACAUAGACACAGCUCACAGUGGUCUGCAGAGCUUUUGGUGAUAAAUUUCAGUGGUGCUUUGAAGAACUACCUUGUCAGUUCAACAAAUGGCUUUCAAGAGAACUAUGACUUCUCCUUUGCUAACAUUUUACCUCAUGGAGUAUGCAGUGCUGUUUACCAUCCUCAACACAGCUUGUUGAUACUUGGUAGUCUGACAGGUCAAGGGCAGAGAACUUCAGCAGAUGAGCCUUGUCCAGCUUCCCUUUAUGGUUUGACUGCUUGGAGGAUUCUCUCAGGAUAUCCUCAUUAUAAUCUCAUUGAAGAUGACGGCACACAGUUGAUCAAAUUUGGUUCUGGGAUAUUGAAUAAGCUUAAAAGUCUACCACUGCUAAAUUCUGGAAAUGAAGGGCAGGAUGGUGUGGUUUACAUGUCAUUGUCUCCAGAUGGCACUAAGCUGGCAGCAUUACACUUGUCAGGAACUCUGUCUUUGUGGCAAGUGCCAUCACUCAGAUGUCAGAGAAUGUGGACCAAAGAUGAACAGCCCUCAGUCAAGAAUCAUGAAGAACAUUCUGCCUUUUCAGUAUCAAAACCAUUGGAUUCUAACAAGGAUUCAUCUUUUUGUGGAUUAAUUGAUGUCAAUUGGUGGACAGAGGAGGCCUUAAUUUUGUCUCACAGCAUUGGGGCUCUAACUGUUUCCUCUGUAGAGGAGAGUCUUAAUAACUUACUUGGUAGCCAUCCAGAAAGGUGUGAGCCAUGGUCUCGCAUUACUGCUGCUCAUGAUAAAGGAUUCCUCAUUCUGGAGUGUGAAAAUAAAAUCAAGACCCUGCAGUCAAAGAUUGUACUCAGUAGUGAUGAGGAUGAUGGUGAUCAACAUGAAAGGGAAGAUGUCAAGUCAGGAAGUGAUGAGGAUGAUGAUGAGGAGGAAACAACUUUGACGUCAAGAACAAAAAACUUUGCCAAUCAGGUCUUGUUUUUCCUGACUGAAAGUGAGAGAUUUCAGCAACCUGUGAAGAUAAGAAAAGUGCUUCAGCGUACAUAUCGACUUGCCUGUUUAAGGUCCACAACACCAGAGGAACUAUAUGCCAGGAAGAUUGAGGAUGAGGAGUAUGGUGAAGCUCUUGUCCUUGCACAAACUUAUGGACUGGACAGUGACUUGGUUUAUCAGAAGCAGUGGAGGAAAUCCCCUGUCUCAGUAGCUUCAAUUCAUGACUACUUGAGUAAAGUGAAGAAUCGACUAUGGGUUCUUAACGAAUGUGUGGAGAGAGUCCCAGAAACGUAUGAGGCAACAAAACAGUUGCUGCUGUAUGGUCUUCAUGGAACAGAUGCUAAGGUGGUGAAAGCUUUGGGUAACAAAAAGGGUCCUCUGCCAUUUAUUAUAAAAACAAAGGAGGAUGAAGAAGGUGAAGAGGAUCAGGAGAAAAAAGAUUUUCUGGAGUUUGAAAGUUUCAACCUGGAACAGAGAGACAUCUGCAUGUAUCGCCUGAAGCUCCUUCAGUAUCUUGACCGCCUCUCAACGUAUGAGGAUAUCUUGGGUGGAGUUCACAUAGCUCACGAGGAAUACUGCCACACUUUCUUUGAGAGAUUUAGAGAGUUGAACAUUUUGCAAGCCGCUGUGGAGUAUGCCAGGGAGGGAAAUUGGGAAGCUUUAGAAGUUAUCUUCACAUACCAUGGCAAAGAGACAAUUCCCCACUGGCUUGCAAUUCUAUCCAACUUUGAUGAGACAAUUCCUCCAUCUGAAUACAAAAGUCUUCUUCCGGAAGCAGGUUUCUUACCAGAAGAUCCAGAAGUUUUGGAAUGGGAUGAAAAGUCUUGGAGAGAUACAGAUUGGGUAGAGAAUGCAGAGUGCAAAAAAAUCUUAGGUUGGGAUCAUAGUGACAACUCAGCUGAAUUUAUUUACCUUGAAAACCCAGAAUUACAACUGUACAGGUGUAAACUUACUUCAGAUGUUGUGAUGCAGUGGUACAGAAAUAGAGCUUGUUUGAUAGAACAUCGCUCCAAGCAGGUGGAUAACUCUUUGGAACUAAUAAAGCUUGGAAUGGAAAGAAGGAUUAAGGGGCUUCAAGAUCUUCAUGAUGAUCUUGUGACACUUGAAGUGCUAAUAUAUGAGAGUUGCGCAGAUGUGUAUCUCAGUUUGGAGAAUUUUCAAAGCAUGAAUGAACUGGAAAAGUUGAGGAUGUUGUUGAAGAAGUCCACAGAGGAAUCAUUUAUUGCUGACUUCAAGAGCUGGGUCCUUCCUUUUUUGCAACGUCUUGGAAGACACAAAAAGAAAUCUCAAGUGAAUCUGAUCCAUCACUAUUUAACAGACAUUGCCAAGACUGACCUGACCUAUGUGCUCAAAAUCUUCCAGAAUUCCACUGCAGAGAUCAAAGAACCUAUCAUAGCAGAUGUAGCUGAACAGAUGAAACUUGCACUGGAUUGCAUUUAUAUCACAAAAAGGUUUGAUCAGCUGGAUUUGGCCUUUAGCAUACUGGAAUGUCUUCCAGACAGCAAUGAGGAUGUUCUUUCAGAUCAGAUCCGAGAGUUAAACAAAAAAGUUGAUCGACUGGAGGUUUACUUGUGUGCCUGUGAAACUCUAGCAAAACAUGGUCUUGAAAAGCCAGUGUCAUUUGUCCUUGACACCCAUAAUAACUCAGAAGAAGCCAGAUCACUCAUGGUAGACAUAACAAAGGCUGCAGCCAAAAAGAGUCCACCAUUAAAGGAAGCUCAGUGGAUUAGACUUCUCGGUGACAUGUUGACCCUUCAGAAAGAAGUUUACACCUGCAUUGAACCAUCAGUUUGUUAUGAGAUCUACACAGAAACACUUCUACAUUCUGGCAGACGAGAGUGUAUCCAGCUUGCAGGGCAGAUGAUCUGUAAGACAACUAAGGAGGAUGACUAUCCAGAGCCCACUGACCCUGUUGCUGGUCCUCGGAUCAAGUGUUCCAGGGGCAUAGAGCUUGUUUUAGAUGCUUCCAAAGAGUAUUUUGACUCCUCAGCUGAUCUGACAGACAAGGCCAUGGAUCUUGCAAGGGACUGUUUAAAUCUUACUGAUGAUCGGUCAGCAGCUCUACAGGAAGAGUACAAUUUGAUUGCUGCCUUGGCACUGCUAGAUGAUUUUGGUAUUACAAUUCUUCCUUUGCAAGUGCGUUUGUGUGAAGAUAAACUCACCCUGGUCAGACAAGUGUUACAAUCAUCAACCACAGCCUAUAAAAAGAAGCAAAAGAUACUACGUUUAGCAAGCCUUCUUCAGAUCUCAGGCUCAGAUGAAAAAUUGCGGCAUGGCCGUGUGCUCAUGUUGACUGCUGAGUCUGCCAUUCAGGCUUCUGACUACUCUUUUGCAUGUGCAAUAUGCCAAAGUCUAAUGUCAGAGGACUACAGCCCUGUAUGGACCAUCUGCAGGGUUCUUGGAGAAUGUGAAGAGUAUAAAGACCUUAAAGCAAGGCAAAGCCUUCUAGCAUUUGCCCUUACCCACUGCAUACCAGAUGAGUUGGAAUCUCUCCUUAAAUCCAGAAGUCUCUUAGAAACACAGAUUUUGUAUCAGGAGUUAAAUCAGCACAUGCAAGUGACAGAUCAGGAAAAGGAGGAGCCUUCUUCAGAUCAGAGUCUCUUGACACAAUCUAAAUCCUUGCUGUCAGCUGUAGGUGACAAGAAAUUCUGGAAGAGCACUAUGAAAUGGAUCAGACCACUUCAGGAUGAACAGAUGACAUUGUCUAACAGUGAACUAAUCAAACCCGUCUCACAGGAUGUAAACACACACCGAUUUCACCCUUUCUACCAGUCACUGGUGGAAAGAAAUUUUACAAGAAUGAAAGGGGAUAAAUUGCCAUAUGAGGAACACAUUGCAAAACAGAUGGCAAACAAGCCUCUGCUUUUCAGUCGUUGUUUAUUAAGGACACAAAAACUGUCUGAGAGCAGAUGCGAAGGAGAGAUUGUUGAGCCUACCAAUGAAGUUCUAAUAAAGUUGGUAGAGUCAAUUUUAGAAGAAGACACUACUCUUGGGAUAGCAUAUUUACUGGCACUACAUGAGGCAUCAGAAGUGAAUGAAUUUUUCAGCAGAUUUGGUGAUAGUUACCUGUGUCUUCACAUGGCAGCAUACUGCUUUGCUGUUAGCAUCUACAACAUCAUUCAGCCCUCACUAUCAACUCAUCAGGCUGAUGUUUACCAUCACUUGCCUUCUGACAUCACUGAUCAUGUCAUGAGUCACAUUACUGCUGGUCUGCACAAUAAUUGGCCUAAAAAGUCCCAGGACUUUGCAAAUUUUCUGGUCCGCUAUCACAACCACAUGGCUGACUUUGCCCAGGGACAACUGCUCCAGAGCCUGGGAAAGGGAGUUGACAUCGGUCGUUUUGCACAAGAUCCAGAGUACAAGCAAGAGACCAUCCUGGGAUUGGCCAUGGCACUUGAGGAAGAAGUUUUUAACACGGCAAUGUCUUUAGCUGAGCGUUAUAAUGUGUCCAAAUGGGAGAUGUUUAUGACCCAUUUGGAAAGUCUCUUCUCAGACAGCAACCUGUCAACGAAAGAAAUUCAAGAAAGAGUUAAUAAACUUGAAAUCAUGAACACCUUACUUCAGGAUCCAAGCAAAGUACUGGAACGAAUGCAAGAGAACGUGUAUGUGACUAUUGAUGGCACCAAACAUGCCAGGUUAAUUUACUACUAUAUGUUGCUGGAACAGUGUGAGGACAAAGAUAACACCUUGAGGGAUAAGAUAGAUGCUCAGUCUCAUCUCAGAAUACUGAAGAAGAUAAAACCUGCUGCUCCUAGUCUGGAUUAUAAACAACUCACAACAGCAGACUCACCUCUUCAGGUGUUGAAGCCUGUGCUGACAGAAGCCAAUUUUAAUUUGUUGGCAAAGCUAGCAACAAAGAUCCCCACUAAGGACGGCAGCUCUCUAGAAUCAUCAAGUGUGUACAGAGUCUAUGUGGAGAAACUCUUUUGGGAAGGAGAACGCAAGGGUAAAGAAAGUGAAGCAGAUCAACCAGUUGACUGGUCUCAGCGUUAUGAUGUUUGUCACAAACAGCUACCUCGCCUGUCAGCUCAAGGCAUUCAACAAUUUGUUGAUUCUAUAACAUUCAGUGAGUUAGCUGUGGACACCAUACCAGUUGAAAACAGGGUAGAAAUUGUGAAUAGAGCCUUGAGAUUUGCUCGACAACAAGAUGCUGCUCUGAAGAAAAAGGGAAUCAGUGAAAGCCAGGAAGAAAGCGCUCUUGGGCAGAAUGUUACCUUUGAGCAAGUCAUCACCCAUUUGGAACAGUCUUGUAGACACCUUGAGUCCCUUGCUGAUCCCCUUAUUUAUGAACUGACAGAGCAUGAUGAGGAUAUAGGUACAAGCUAUGCUCGCCUGUUUGCAUUGUCCCGCUCUGAACCACAUGAGAUUUGUGAGCUAGUGUCACUCAUGCUGAUAGGAGGUGCAUCUUUGGACACCAUCAAUGAGCUCCUUUUGCUGGCAUCUCGCCAAAAACCACAGACAGGCAGAGUGGGAAAGACAGUACAGCAAACCCUUAAAGUUGUACUGGAAUCUUUCAGUGAAACAAAAAACUCUUCUCAUCCCUGGCUUAGUGACAAGAAACCCAUAGAUGUUUUACAGACAAUUCUUCAGACAGUAAGCAUGCAUAUUGAAAAGGGAGGGACGAUGACCAAUCAAGAGGAUGUCUUGGAGUGUUUACGACCAUUCUGUGCAGAUGUAACUGUGUCUGCUGCAAUAAAGACCACAGUUCUUCAGUUGAUGGAAGAAUCAUUUGACCUAAGUGGAGAAGACACGUUUCUUUUGUUAUUUUAUCAAACUGAUGCCAUUGUGUCAUCGACAUGGAACAGAAAGCUUACACUGGAAGACAUUGAUAGUGACACAAAGAGGCACCAACUGUUUGAGACUCUUUUGAGUGAAAGCCUCUCCCUCUCACAGCUGCUUUGUUUGGGAACCCUCUUGCAGAUAUGGCCUGUGCUUGCAGCUACAGAACUCAACGAGGAGCCAUCAGCAAACCCUUGGGUGCAACUCAUGGACAAAAUAAUUCGAUGUCAUGGUGAUGGAGAGAGUGUGAUUGACAUGUUAAAACAGCUGUGCCGUACAACAAGUCUCAAUGUAGAGUGCUGCUCUCAUGUGUACAAUCUGAUGUUGCUCCAGUGCAAAACCCUCUAUGCAUUGAAGUUUGCCUUGGUUUCAAAGAUGGAAGCUAUGCACCACUUGGCAAUAGAAAACAUGAAGAGUCUUAAGGCCAACUCAAAUUCAUAUGACAAUGAACUCCUGGAACUUGUUAUUUCUCUUGGCCUAACAGCAGAUGUUGCUAAAACUCCCUUCCUAACCCCUCUGAUCAGCUAUGUUACUAGCAAUCCUGAUGGAUCUUUGGACACUGAUGCAGUUGAGGUGGCAACUGAAUUAUCUCAUGCAGGUGCACGAGUCAAGUUGGUUGCCUCCCAAUUACAGGCGGCAGGCCACUGGGGUGAGGCAGGAACAUUGAUGUUGAAUUAUCAAGGGACACAUCCAGCUUUGAGGACCUUUGAUAGUGCACUAGGUGCCUUAUCAAGAUGGCUCAGAAGAUAACGCUUGUUUGGUCAUAUGUCAUUCUAUGCCAGUCUUGAGAGACAUCUGCAUUUGACAUCAAGAAAUACUCUGUGUUAGUACUUUUCUUGUAUUAAAGCUAAUAAUGUACAUGAAGAAUUAUGUACUUCUGAUUGGCUGAUAAUGAGUGCAUUCUCAUGUAAGACAAGUGCAAAGUUGAAACAUGAGUGCAAAUUACAAAUAGCAUGUGCAAGCUUUCAAAAUUGUGUCUGUCUUACUUUCUGUGAUGUUUUUUCAUGUAGUUUAUUAACAAGUAAUAACAUGAUUUCUCUUGCAAUUUGGUGUUAAUCAGCAUUUGUAAAUUUUUCAGACUACAUAUUGCACUUUUGCUACAGGCUUAUGCAAUUUUGUUGUCUUUGUAAAAUUCACUUGUUCAUAUUAACACCAAAUUGCACUCAAAAUCAUGUUAUUGCCUAGACAAAGUGCAUGUGUGCACUUGCAUUAUUUAUAUGAGGAAUUGAGCUUCAUAAA
Molecule: messenger RNA, 7343 nt
Organism: Pocillopora damicornis (cauliflower coral)
Lineage: Eukaryota; Metazoa; Cnidaria; Anthozoa; Scleractinia; Pocilloporidae
Product: NBAS subunit of NRZ tethering complex
Biological process (GO): retrograde vesicle-mediated transport, Golgi to endoplasmic reticulum
Cellular component (GO): Dsl1/NZR complex
Molecular function (GO): SNARE binding
Source: RefSeq, a predicted model, not a curated record